AUGAGCAAGCUCCUGCGCCGCAUCUCGACCACCGCCAGCGACCGCCCGCCGUCGUACCGCUCGACCGACGACCCUCCCUCUCCUCCUCCCGCCGCCGACUCGGACGCCGUUCCCCCACCCUUUACCGAGUUUCCGUCGCUGUACCAGGUCGGGCGGUACCGCGUCAAGCCCUGGGUCGAAGUCGACGACAUCAAGGCCCACCUCGUCCUCCUCGGCGCCUUCCGCAAGCUGCGCGACGACGUCGAGGCGACCAAGCCUCGAGCCGAGUGGCCGCCCAACCUCGAGCCCAAGGCGCUGUGGGCCGUCUUCGUCCAGGUCGCCGUCUAUCGCUUCGAGGUCGUCGUCCACGCACUCGAGACGUCGGCGAGGGCCCUCGGCGCAGUGACGCUGCCCGUCGACGUCGCCCUCGUUCUUCACGCCUACCUCCUCAACCCGCUACGCUAUGACGAGGAUUGCGUGCGGCGAGCCGGCAACCGGUCGUUCAAGAUGCCCAACGGCGAGGCGCUCGAAGCAGUUGCACGAUCGAUCGACCUGGCGACCCUGACGCAGCGCGAGCCGUCGUCGUCCAACCUCGAGCGCUGGCGCAAGCUCACGGACCUCCCUUUCGACCCUUUCGAGUCGUUCCGCACGUCGACGGGCCGCCGCCUGCGCCACUUCCGCGAGCUCAAGGAGCUCGUCGUUCUCUGGGUCACGGCCGACGGCACCGGCUACGCGCAGCAGGGCUUCAAAGCCGCAGGCCCGAAUGGCCUCGAGCUCACGCACGAGGCGCUCGGCGUCGCCAAGUUCGUCCACGACUACGUCACGUCGAGCAACGAGGUCCAGGUGCCCGUCUCGAACAACAUCAAGGUCAUCGCCGGUACCGUGACGACGUCGACCGUGGCACCCGAGAGCACCGCCACCUCGGUUCGUGCCCUGUGGGUCCGCGACCGCCUCAUGAAGCACCUCAAGGACGUCUCGACGCCGCUCGAGCUCGGCGAGCGCCUCGGCUGGAGCCAGGACGGGCUGCGCAAGAUGCUGCGCCAGGUGCUUAAUGGGAGGGAGCGAGGCGUCAACAACAUCGCGUCGUGCUACACUCGCGGCGAGCCGUUCUCGCUCGAUCUCGGCAUGGCGGUCUUGCGGCAGGGCAGCUUCGUCGACAAGAUGUGCGACCUUGGGUGGACCCGGCCCGAGCGCUUCGCCGCCGACGACAUCCUCCUCAAGCGCUGCAUCGCGCGGUACCACGCCUUUAUCGACCUCAUGGCGAGCUCGCCAUCGUCCUUCUGCGUCCCGACCCUCGACAUCGACCUCGCCUGGCACACGCACCAGCUCAAGUCGUCGUACAAGCUCGACACGGCCUUGGCGACGGGCCGCUUCAUCGACCACGACGACAAGGUCGAGGAGGGCGCGCUCGCGACGGGCUUUGACGUGACGGCUCGAGCGUGGAAGAGUCGGUUUGGCGUCCCCUACUCGACCUGCGGCUGUCCUCUUCCCUCGCAACCUCCCCUUUCGCGCCUAUCGGCCAAGCUCGGCCUCUCGUCCUCUGCGCCCGCCUCGUACCCGCCCGGCGCCCUCAUCACACUCGCGCCCUCGUGCGACGACGCCGACGCGACGCACCCCUCGGCGCACAACGCGCUCGUGCUGCCCGACCACCCGCAGGCGCAGCGCAAGCGCGCCGCCCGGGCCGCCGAGCUCGACGCGCGCCGCAGGAGGGACGACAAGGCGGGGCGCAAGGCGCAGGCGGCGAGGGGCAAGAAGGGCGAGGCGCUGCCGGCGUACGAGAAGCGACGUGAGGGGCAGAGGGACGGGCACGCCUAUGCGUUCCUCGCUCCGAUGCCGCUCGUGCCGCUCUACUACGGGCCGAUGGGCUACCCGGCGUCGGCGGCCGGCUGCGCGACGACCGACGGCAACCAUGCCUCGGCGCAAGGCGGUGCGGCGUGCGGCGGCGGGUCUGCUGGCGCAGGAGCGUGCGGCGCAGGCGGGAUCGGCGGGUGCGGCAGCUCGGGAGGGUGCGGCGGCGGCGGCAGCGUGUGCGGCGGCGGUGGAGGAGGGUUCGGUGGCUGCGGAGGAGGAGGAGGUGGAGGAGGAGGCUGUGGUGGAGGAGGAGGCGGUGGAGGAUGCGGCGGCGGUGGUGGCGGCUCGUGACGAGGUCGUUCUCUUGGUGUACGGGCUCCCAUUCUCUCUUCCCGUCCCUCCUUGUACACUCUAUCUCUGUGUCGUACUCUCCUGCCGUCUGUAAUGUCGUACCGUCACUGUUCGCGCUCGU
Messenger RNA from Rhodotorula graminis WP1, 2242 nucleotides. RefSeq lists its product as uncharacterized. Bases 1 to 2121 code for a protein of 706 amino acids. The transcript is spliced from 10 exons. The record is from RefSeq and is a predicted model, not a curated record. NCBI's taxonomy places the organism in Eukaryota, Fungi, Basidiomycota, Microbotryomycetes, Sporidiobolales, Sporidiobolaceae.